GACAAGACGGAGACAGGGGAACUAGAAAGCAGAAGAAACUAGACAGAGAAACAUUUUUUUCCUAGUAAAACAGGAAUAUAUAACAUACUAGCAGCACACAUGGUACCAAAAGGGAUCUAUAUGCAUGGCUACAUUUAUGGAGAAAUAAACCACAGAGACACAUGCUGAAGCCUAAUUUGCACUGGAAAUAUUGCACUUGACUUAAUGUCACGAGAACCACAGGCGCUUUUCCGUCAUACAGGAAGAUGAAUUGGAUGCAACAGUGGUGCAUGUGCGCUCACAUAUCUCUCUGCUGAAGCUUAACAGCCUAUUAGAGAAUAAUUGCGCUCCAACUGCAUUAACUGGGCGCACCGUGUGUGCAGCAGUAAAACCUAUAGAGAGCUGAGUCCUGUCCCGAAGUGGCAAGACUCUCUGGCAUGGCUCCUUGCAGGCAGCAGAGUAAGGAUUGGGUUGUAUUUUUGGAAGGGUGUGUGUGUGUGGAUUGGUCGCCUUGUUAGGUCUGCUAAAAUAUUUCCAACAGCAGCGACUGUCGGGAGAUAGCUGGGUGGCAGGGACAGGGGGAAAGGGGCUUUUCUCUGUGGCCACCUGGUAAAGCCAUGUAAGAUCCCUGGCUUUUCAAGGCAGAAAUACAGAAACAAUUCCGAUUCAGUAACCGGUAAUAGGAUCCAAAUUUGCAACGAGGUAUAAUUUAUCCUGGAGGGAAUCCGUGGAGUGGGUAGUUAAUUAGCUUAAUCGACGAAUCCAAUAAGACAGUGGAGUAAUCCAGAGAAAAGAAGGGAGGAAAAACAGAAUAAAGUGUGAAGUGCGCCCCGGAGCUUCAUGGACACGCUCAGAAACCCCCAAACCAACUUCCAAAGAAGAAACCAAGUUCAGCACUGAGGGUAUCUCCUGCCAGUUUUAAUGUCAGGUGAAGGUGAAGUCAGACUAACGGAGCUCUUAUCUUUAGACAGGUAACAGAAAAAAAAAAAUCAGCUUUACUUUCUGUGCGUUUUUCUGCGGUGAGGAAUGAGUGGAGGUCGCUUUGAGUUUGAUGACGGUGGAGCUUACUGCGGAGGCUGGGAGGGGGGCAAAGCCCACGGCCAUGGCAUCUGCACCGGACCCAAAGGACAGGGCGAGUUCUCGGGCUCCUGGAACUACGGCUUCGAGGUGGUGGGAGUCUACACCUGGCCCAGCGGGAACACCUACGAGGGAUACUGGUCGCAGGGGAAGCGUCACGGUCUGGGAGUAGAAACCAAAGGACACUGGAUUUACAAAGGGGAAUGGACUCAUGGAUUCAAAGGGAGAUAUGGCGUCCGGAUCAGUGUUGGCAGCGGAGCAAAGUAUGAGGGGACAUGGAAUAACGGGCUCCAGGAUGGAUAUGGCACAGAGACGUAUGCGGAUGGAGGUACAUUUCAGGGUCAGUUCACUGGUGGGAUGCGGCACGGCUAUGGUGUUCGACAGAGCGUCCCCUAUGGCAUGGCAGCAGUUGUCCGCUCCCCUCUUCGUACCUCCUUGACCUCCCUUCGCAGUGAGCACAGCAAUGGCACCGUCCUGCAGCAAGACGUCCCAAUCAUCACCACCACCAAUGCCUCAGGUGAGGAGACACCCGUCGCCACUCCUACCCAGCUGGGACCGUCUCGAGGAGGCUUUGCCCUCACACUCCAGGUGGACCCUGGGGCUGUUAAAAACAAGAAGAAGGGCCUAUUUCGCAGGAGCUCCCUACUGGGUAAGCUGAAGAAGUCCGACUCAAGCACAUCGCUGUCCAGCCAGAAGAGCAAGAUCAGCUUCCUGAGGCCGGAUUCAGCUCUCAGCUCCAACGCCAGCGACACCAACUCCACAGUCAGCAUUGGGGAUGAAAGUCUGGCUGGAGCUGAGGAUUUCCCCCCAGUGGAGGCUGACAUUGACGCCACCACCACAGAGGUCUACAUGGGCGAGUGGAAGAAUGACAAGCGCUCAGGAUAUGGAAUAAGCGAGAGGUCCAGCGGGCUGAAGUAUGAGGGUGAGUGGCUCAAUAACCAAAGACACGGCUACGGAUGCACCACGUUCGCUGAGGGAGGGAAGGAAGAAGGCAAGUACAUGAACAACAUGCUGGUGAAAGCCAUGAAGAAGAGGGUGAUCCAGCUGAAGGGAACCAAGAUCAAGCAGAAGGUGGAGCGGGCAGUGGAGGGUGCUCAGAGGGCUGCAGCCAUCGGCAAGCAGAAGGCAGAGAUUGCUGCUUCCAGGACAGCCCAUGCCAAGGCCAAGGCAGAUGCAGCUGAGCAGGCUGCCCAGGCCUCCAACAGAGAGUCCAGCAUUGCCAGACUGGUGGCCAAAGAGCUCUCCCCUUCCUUCUACCAGCCAGGUCCUGAGUAUCUGAAGAAGAGAGCGUUACAGUUGGCCGUGGAAGGCAGUGAGACCACAGAGACCAUCAUGCAUGAACCCCUGCUAGCUGAGGAGGAGCCACUGCCUACACCACCUGAUAGCCCGGUUAUGAAUGAACUGGACAGCCUCAUGCCUAGCUCAUCCCCAGGUCGCACGCCUUCUCCAAGCCCAGGCAUCAUGAGCAAGGAAGAGCCCAAACUCCUCAGUCCAGGUAGCUGGAAUGAAGACAAAACCAGUAAAAGUGGUGGAAGUAGUAAACUCAACGGCAAGCAAGGCAGUCGUCCCACUACUCCCCCUGCUCCUGCUUCAACUGUAUCUGAAGGAGGAGGAGGGGCCACCAGCAGUCGUGGCCCAUCUCGUACCCCGAGCCGCCAGAGCAACAAGAACGAGCAGGGUUCUGACAUGGAGAUCAAGCCACUGCAGAAGUUUGACUCUGAGGCAAAAGCAUCAGAUGCCACUACAGCCCCUGCUGCCCCUGUAAGGAAUAGCCUCAUCUCACCAGAUGAAGAAGAAGAAGAAGAAGAAGAAGAAGAAGAAGAAGCACCACGUCCCAUCUCCAAAGCUCCCUCCAAAACGCCUUCCAAAGCGUCUUACAAAUCUGUAACUCCUGAGUCUAAAGCCUCCGAGGUAAAAAGCGAAAGAGCACCACCAACAAAAGAAAGAGUGACACCUGUAUUUGAGAACAAAGUGGAGUCCAGGGAACCGAGCAGGCCUCCCAGUAAAGCGGAAACAAAACCGCUACCAAAACGGCAACCCAGCCCAGCUCCAGCUCCAAAACCUGCUCCGAGUCUUGAACCUAAAAUGGCACCAAAGCCAGUGGAAGCAAAAUCUGUAGUUGCCAGACCGGCAGCGAAGGUGGAACCCAAAGCCGAAGUCAGACCCAAGCCCAUCCUGUCGAGCCUCAGUAACGAGGUGACCCCAGAGUCUUUGGACAUGGAGGGCCCAAACACCAUCAUGAUCUGCAUGGUAAUCCUGCUCAACAUCGGCCUGGCCAUUCUCUUCGUUCACAUUUUGUCAUGAGACAUUUUCCACCUCCUCAGUUUGCUACAGGUUAACGGCAGUGUCAGAGAGAGAUGGGCUUCCUCCUCCUCCUCAGUAAAGACCAGAGAUCAAAGACAACACUGAGGAGGAACAGAAGCCUCACGCAGACCGCUGCAGCUCCUAGGAUGGUUUUUGUUGAUAUGACUUUGUGAGGCUCUGCGAAGCUCCUCUCUUUCAAGAGGUUAGAGAAACUGAAGGACAUUGAAGGGCUGGCACUGUUCAGUGCAUCUAAAAAAGAUUUGUUUAGAGGAAAAAAAAAAUUUGGUGGGUGAAUGGUAGGUUAUGUCCCGGUGAUGAUGCUGAGGAAAGAAGGGUGGCACUCAAGAAUUCAACUUUUUCACAGUGUGUCAUGAGCGUGUCAACAUUUUUGCAAUAUGGCUUUUAAAUAAACACUUAAUUGGCAUUCAGACUAUCUGGAUCUCACAAGAGUGAAUCAGGCACAUAAGACAAACCCAGCUAGAUACGUUUUUAAUCGCCAGACUGAAUAUUCUCUCUAUAAGGCCUUGAACUUGAUUGUUUAGACACAAAAACUACAGCAGAUGUGUGAAGGGUUUGGGCGUGAUAACUGUUACUGUCAGGAGUAGGGAUCUCGCGUGUGUUGAGUCUCAUCAAGAAGCUCUCCGAGUGGUACUGUAAAAAAAAAGGGGUUUAUUUACUGGCAACAUUUUCAAAGCGUUGUGAGUUUCUGCAAAAUCUUUGAGACUGUGGUGUACUACACUGUGAAGUUUUCAGUUUUCACUGGGAUUUAUGUGCAUUUCCUGUCAUUCUGCUGCUUUGCUUUGGGGAAGCUGAUAAACCAAAUAGAGAAGGGAAAAUAAGAAGCUUAUGAGUGCCGCUGCUGCUGCGUAGGUUCCUGUGGUGUCGUGCAAUGCUGUUAAGCACCCAGGCAGCUUUAAUACAGAGUUGUGCAAGUUUUGCAAGAGGAAAAUGAUGGCUGGAGUUUAUCUAAUUUGAAACUGUCACUGUAUGUUGUUGUAAGGUUGCUGGAUCUACAUAAUUAUCUUGCAGCAGGGAGUGGGUUGGGUUCAUUAUUUUAUGUGUCAGUGUAGAAAACUGUCCACUGCUUUAUUUUCAGGGCCUGUUGUAAGAUCAGCUUUUGUACACAUGAGAACACUUUGUAUGCAUCUGUGUUUUUGUACCUUUUUUGAAGUGCACAUCUUUACAGCAUUCAAAAUAUUCUGUUGUAGGAUUUUGGGGGGAGGGCUCAUUAGUACAAUCAGAAGUUGUAAUCCUAAAAUUUGUUUCCCAAAUGAGUCAGAUUACCUCAUGUUUGUGAGAUGGAGGAAAAUAGAAAGAUUCUUAACUCCAUGUCUUAUAUUGAGAAGAAAGCUUUUAUUUUCUUAACCCAGUUAGGAUUUAAAAGGAACAGAGUUUUAGCUGCAGUUUUUUUGUUGUUGUUUUUUUUUUUUUUUUUUGCCUUUGAGUUUGCAAAUGUACACACAGACCACUAGUGGAAAAAGUCUACAAGCAUAUAAAACUGUUUUGAAAGUAGUAAAAACCAGUUUAAGAAAUUCCCCAUUGUGGUUUACCUGUAAUCUACCAAUGCAUUCAAUGAUUCAUACCAGUGUCAAUGCAAAUGUGGAAGCCACUUUAUUUUUUCUGUUUUAGAGCAGAAAUACAGCUGAAGUCAAAUAAAAACUUUUACACUUGUGAA
Haplochromis burtoni (Burton's mouthbrooder) is the source of this 5035-nucleotide messenger RNA. RefSeq names its product junctophilin 2 (gene jph2). NCBI's taxonomy places the organism in Eukaryota, Metazoa, Chordata, Actinopteri, Cichliformes, Cichlidae. Gene Ontology annotation, cellular component: plasma membrane; junctional membrane complex; endoplasmic reticulum membrane. The transcript is spliced from 6 exons. Bases 1006 to 3360 code for a protein of 784 amino acids. The record is from RefSeq and is a predicted model, not a curated record.